Rotaria socialis is the source of this 2490-nucleotide messenger RNA. The record is from the annotation of a GenBank genome assembly. Lineage: Eukaryota; Metazoa; Rotifera; Eurotatoria; Philodinida; Philodinidae.
AUGGCAUCCUCUCUCUCAUCGUCAUCAUCAAAACGUAGAAAUCUAUUUAAUUUUGCUCAAAGUCGUACAGUGAUCAAUGAUGAUCAAGAAAAUCUUUUGCAUCGUGCAAUCCCGAAACAUAAUUUAGCAAGUUGGCUACGUGAUCGAGAACUUGGCUAUACAAAAUCCCGAAUAAAUCUUUUUAUUGCACGUCGUACAAAUGUUUAUCGUGCUAUUCAUCCGUCUUAUUCAAUUUUAAUGUGCACAGUACCACAAGCUGUAUACAUUAGAAGAUUUUCACCGAAUGGACAAUAUUUACUGGCAUUUUCACAUGAUCUUGAGUCUUUAAUCGUAUAUAAAUACAAGGGCUUUGAACGUAUCUAUCCUAAUCUUGUUCAAUGUUCUCCAUCAACGAAUUAUACACGUUUAGAUGAAAAUGGUGAUAAUGUUCGACAAAUUUUAUCUGAUUCAAUUAAUUGUGAAAAAUUACGUGACCAAGCAUUCAAUAAGAUCUUUGAACAUCAUGUUACCAUACAAAUACGUUCAUCAUCAGUGGGCUAUUCGUUAAAUCGUAAUCAUAUAUAUUGCCUUUUUUCGACUGAUCAAUAUGCUAUAAUAUGUGCAUCAAAAUUAGUCAACGAACAACAACAUCCACCCUAUAAUCAAUUGGUUCAAUCAAAUGAAGAUCUUAAUCCAUUAUCGAGAUUUUAUUUUGAACAUUUUCUCAUAUUUCUUAUCGAUUAUUCUCGUGGCAUUAUAUGUCAACAGCUUGAAUUUCAAUUUGAUCGUAUUGGUUUAACAAUAUAUAACUCAACAUUAGCUAUACUAUCAAUUCAACAUCAAAAAUUACAUUUAUAUCACAUUGAUGAAAAAAAUGGCAAACUUAUCGAAUUGUUAACUGUAGGGAAAUUCGCACAAACAAAAGAAGAAUUUUUAUAUAAAUAUAGUUUACCAAAAAAUUUAUUAGCCAUGUCACCACGUUUAUUAAAUAAGAAAAAUUUUAAACGAAAUUCAGCAUCAAUGUUUGAUAAAUGGGAAGAAAAUGAUAAUAGUGCUCAAGGAAGAAAACGCAUUCGUGAUCAAUUUAGGGAAAAUCAGAGCAGUGAUUCGCCAUCAUCACGUUUGUUAUCACAUAAUGGAACUUCAUUUGUUCGAGAAGAACUCCAUCGACCAUUUACUCCACCUCCAAUAAGAAUUUCACAAAACAACAGUAAUAGUGAUAAUAAUAAUGAAGAAACACGAAAUAAUUUUAAUCCCAAUAGGGACACUAAUGAUUUGGCUUCAAAUUUAGCUCAGUCAAUAUUUCAACGUGAAAAUCGACCUAUUAGAAGUGAUUUUCUUACUUGUCCAGCGAGUACGACAUCAUCAGAAAAUGAUCAUGAUAUGUCCGCCGUGGCUGACGAUGAUGAUAAUAAUGAUGAUGAUGAAGAUGAUACUGGUCAACCUAGGAAUCUAACUCGCAUAGCAUAUUCAACAGAUCGAACAAUAAAUGAUUCAAAUGAUGAUUAUUGGUCCGUAGUACAAAAUCAAAUAUUAUUACCCAUGAAUGAUAAACAAUUAUGUACAUUAAAACAACGCUUGUUAACAUAUUUAUAUAAACGUGCCAAACAAAGUAAUAAACAAUUGCGUUUUAUUCAUUCAUUUAACGAUUAUCUAGCAAGUAAAUUCUAUAAAGUACAAUUUCUAACAAAUAAUAUUAUCCUACUUAAAUUUGCACAUGAAACAAUUGUCAAUAAACGACAACAAGAACAGCAAAUGCAUUAUGCUUUAUUUGUUGUUUAUGAUAUUCAAACAUCAACAAUAUUAAAUAUAUAUGAUGAUUCAUCAAUUGAAUUAGCUAAUAUAUUUGAAAAAUAUAAUGAUGAUUUUCGUUACUCAUCAUCUUACGGUUUAAUUAAUUAUGAAGAUCUCGAAUUUUUUCCUUUAUCAACUUAUGCUGGUCGUCGUCAAUUUGAGCAUAUGUAUUAUAAUCAAGCAUCGACCGGUGAGUCUGAUUCAAUAAAACGUUUACUUAUGCAAUUACCACUACGCACAAUAACACAUACGAUAUCUCCUUAUCUUGAUUUAAAUUUAUAUUCAUAUGAUGAUAAAAUUGUUCAUAUUGAUGAUAUGAUAAAAACAUGCCCAAAUAAUCCUGUAAGAUUUUUUUCACGUGAUUGUCAAAGAAUGAAAUUUCAAUUAACAUUAACAAAUCGUUCAAUUAUUUUGCCACAAUUUAUAACAAACGACAAUCCAACAUCAACAUUAACAGCAACUACAACAACAACAACAACAACAACAAUUAUAACACCGACAAUAACAAAUCACAACAAUAACCCAACAGCAACAACAACAACAACAACAACAGCCAAUCCAUUAUUUAUUCCAAAUACUUUAUCUACUAAUCGUCGUACUACAUUGGCUACACUUUGGCAUCCCAUAGAACCGUUUUGUAUAACGAUACAACGGUGGCCAAGAGAUCUUGAUAAUAUACAUAAUUUUCAUUUAUAUCGGCCACCAAAUUUGAGAUAA